This is a messenger RNA of Sinocyclocheilus grahami, 3719 nucleotides long. RefSeq names its product huntingtin-interacting protein 1-related protein-like. Gene Ontology annotation, cellular component: clathrin-coated vesicle; cortical actin cytoskeleton. Gene Ontology annotation, biological process: actin filament organization; clathrin coat assembly; endocytosis. Lineage: Eukaryota; Metazoa; Chordata; Actinopteri; Cypriniformes; Cyprinidae. Bases 10 to 3585 code for a protein of 1191 amino acids. The transcript is spliced from 34 exons. The record is from RefSeq and is a predicted model, not a curated record. Gene Ontology annotation, molecular function: phosphatidylinositol-3,4-bisphosphate binding; clathrin-cargo adaptor activity; actin filament binding.
GAGUUAAACAUGGCCUCAAAGAAAACCGAAUCGAAGAAAAACGAGAAAACGGAUAAAUCUGAAAAAGCUUUAGCUGCAGAAAAGGAGCAAUUCGUCAAACUUCAGCUUCAGAGCAUCACCAAAUCCAUCACCAAUGUGGAGGCCCCUAUCAAAGAGAAAUAUGGACGCAAUAUCAUUUUAGGCACGCAUAAGGAAGGCGGUGCCGUCACAUUCUGGUCUCAUGCCGUGAGUCUGCCGCUGUCCAGUAACGCCAUCCUCAGCUGGAAGUUCUGCCACGUGGUGCACAAACUGCUUCGAGACGGCCAUCCUAACACUUUACGAGACAGCAGAGGUCACACCGCAAGCAUUAGACAGAUGGGAACAUUAUGGGGGAAUCUGCAUGAUAGAUAUGGACAUAUUGUUGCACUGUAUGCCAAGCUGCUGUGUGUUAAAAUCGAUUUCCAUUUAAAGCAUCUGGAAAUCCCACCAAACCUUGAAGCUCCUGAACAGGUUCUUGAUAAAGCCAUCGCCAUUGAUAUUAACAAAGUGUUUGACAUGACAGGUGAGGUUCUGGAGUACAUGGAAGCAGCUCUAAAGCUGCAAGAAACAGUUUUCCGGCAGAUGGAGUCCAGCUCCACCAGCUCUACCACUCCUGUGGGUCAGUGCCGUCUGGCACCGCUGGUUCUCGUCAUCCAGGACUGCGGUCCGCUCUACCAUUUCCUGGUCAAGCUCUUGUUCAGGCUACACAGCCGAAUACCGCUGGACGCUCUGUUAGGACACAGGGAACAAUUCCGCGAGCAGUUCAACAGUUUGACGCAGUUUUUUGAGAGAGCGAGAGGGAUGGAGUUUUUCAAAUCUAUCAUUCAGAUUCCUGAUCUUCCCGAUGAGCCUCCAAAUUUCCUGCGUGCGGCUUCAUUCGCUGAUCAUGUGAAGCCUGUGGUCGUUCAGAAUGAGACAUUCCCUGACUACGAUGAUACGGACACGCAGCUGGAUUUUGGUGAAGGAAACUAUCAGAUGUAUUACGGAUACAACCAGUUUGACCCUCCAACUGACAUACCAGAGCAAAGAGAGACCGAGGCUGAUACUCUGAGGAAGGAACUUGAGGUGGUGAAACCAGAGCUGGAGCUCAUAAAAGUGGAGGCCCAGCGUGCCGUUGUCCAGCUCAAAUCUCAGGUCAAUAUACUGGAAUCUGAGCUUGAGGACCAGCGGACGCACAAGCAGAUGGCGCUGGUGGAGAACGAACGUCUGCGCAUGGAGGUGGAGAGCCUCAGAGCACAGACCGCAGUCGCUGCCAGCAUACAGGCCACGGUCGAGGAUGCGGGCAGCAGAGCUCAGACUGCUCAGAUACAUUUCACUCGACUCAAAGAGAAACACGCCGAGCUGGUUAGCAAACAUGCUGAUCUCAUGCGGAAGAAUACAGAGAUGGUGAAGCAGCUCAGCAGCACCCAGCAGGUGCAGGAGGAGCUGUUCACAUACAAACAGCAGAUGGCAGUAGAGGUGGAACAACAGAAACAGGACAAAAGCUCUAAGCUGGAGGCACAGAGAGCAGAAAUUGAACGUUUGAAGCAAGAGCUAGCAACCGAGAGGGCUGAAAUGUUCCAAGUCCAUAAUAAUUUGCAGAGCAAGGAGAAGGCCGGAGACGAGUUGAGCAGUGUGCUGGUGGGUCUUCAGGCAGAAAAAGAAACCCUACUUCGUACAGUGAAAGAUCAGGAAGCUGAGAUCGCUAGCCUGCGUCAGGCCGCCCAACUCCACCAGAUCACCCUACAGCAGGAGAGAGACCGACAUCAGAGAGAGAUGACAGCGCUGCAGAACCAGCUGCAGGAAAAAUUGUGUCGGGAACAGGAGCUGCAGCUGGAGAUGGAGAAACUGAGACGUGAGCUGGAGGAGAAGCGAGCGGAGCUGCUGCGUGCUCAAAGUGCUCUGAACAGUAAAGAAACCACAGGAGACCAGCUGAGCAGUGUGUUAGUGGGUCUGCAGGCGGAGAAGGAGGUUCUUCUACGUUCAGUGAAAGAACAGGAGGCUGAGAUCACUAACCUGCGUCAGGCCACCCAACUCCACCAGGCCACACUUCUGCAGGAGAGAGACAGGAGUCAGAGAGACCUGGCAGUGCUGCAGAGCCAAAUGCAGGCCAAGUUAAGUCAGGACUUAGGACUGUUGCAGCAGAAGCUGCAGGAUGAGCAGUUCAGUAUGUUGCAGUGCGCUGUGGUGGAGGCCGAGGGCAUCGUGCUGGACGCUGUGGCCAAAGUGGACGAUCCACUACACGUGCGCUGCAUCAGCACCCCAGAUUAUUUGAUCAAUCGUGCUGAGUUGACGUUGGCGUCCAUUGAUAAGAUGCAGCACAGUCAUGCGGCUUACUUGAGGAAUAUGGAUGACGCCAGUGGUUUGUUGAGGUCGGUGACCCAGUUCUCCCAUCUCAUCGCUGACACUAUUGUGAAUGGAGCAGGAACUGCACACUCAGCACCUACGGACCAAGCAGACCGUUUGACAGAUAACUGCCGGGAUUGUGCCACUCACUGCCUCCAGUAUCUGAAAGAGCUGAAGUUGAAGGCCACGCUCCCGAGAGCUGACCCUACUGCUGUCCGCUAUGUGGUCCAGCGUUUCCUCAACCAAGGACAGGACCUGCGGCCCAGGGGAGCAGAUGUGCAGAAGGAAGAGCUGGCAGAAAUGGUGGAUAAGGAAAUGGCUGCAACUUCCUCUGCCAUUGAAGAUGCUGUGCUGAGAAUGGAUGAAAUAUUGAGCCAGGCAAGAAGAGAUUCAUCUGGAGUGAAGCUGGAAGUUAAUCAAAACAUCAUUGGCUCGUGUUCAGAUCUCAUGAAGGCUAUACACAUGCUGGUGAUGGCUUCUACUGACCUGCAGAGAGACAUUGUGGAAAGUGGCCGGGGUGCUGGUUCUGUCAAAGACUUCUAUGCUAAAAAUUCACGUUGGACGGAGGGACUCAUUUCAGCGUCAAAGGCUGUAGGAUGGGGUGCAACGCAGAUGCUUGAAUCAGCUGAUAAAGUCGUGACUGACAAAGGCAAAUAUGAAGAGCUGAUUGUCUGCUCUCAUGAGAUCGCCGCCAGUACGGCACAACUUGUUGCUGCUUCAAAGGUAAAGGCAGAUCGAGGCAACAAAAAGCUCCAAACUUUACAGCAAGCAUCCCGUCACGUGAAUGACAUGGCCGCUGUUGUGGUGUCGUCUACUAAAUCAGGACAAAUGCAGAUUGAGAACAAGAACUCCAUGGACUUUUCCGGCAUGUCUGUUAUAAAACUCAAAACAGAAGAAAUGGAUUCUCAGGUGAAAGUGUUAGAGUUGGAGAAGCAGCUGGUGAACGAGCGUAUACGAUUGGGAGAACUCCGGAGGAAGCACUAUGAGAUGGGAGGGAUCCCGAUGGACUCGCCUCCAGGGAAUACAGUCAAUAGUUUUGACAGUUCACUGCCUACUGUUUUUCCUGACCCGCCCGAUAUGGAACUGCCCAGUCUGGAUGCGUUCACACUGGACCCACCCAGAUUCGAACCACUUCGACUGGACCCGCCCAGACCGGAGCCCCCCGAACCUGCCAAAACCAGCUCUAAACGAACCUCAAUCUUUCACAAAUCAGGCAGUCUCCUCAAGAAUGCAUUUAGGUGAAAGGAGUCUGGGCCCUGUAUGUAUAAAGAAGAAACCAUCAUAAUGUAUAUUAUUUUCAUAGUUUUAUCAUGAGUCUCUACUGUAUAUCAUCCUUCAUGCUUUGACAAUACAAUAUGGUGUGAAUUAAAUAUUCG